AUGACUUGCAUUGAAGAAGCAGAGUGUAGGAGAUUGUUAUUCUGUCCAGCGGAUAAUUCUUGCAAGUUGUAUCAAGACGGAACGGGCUGUAUUGUGAAACCUAACAUAAACGCAGGUUGUAGUUGUUAUAAAAAGAAUAUUGGUUGUGAUGAAGAUAAUAAUUGUACAUGUCCUUUAGGUUACUAUGACUGUUCUGAUGGGUAUAGCAGAGGAAUAGAAUAUCCAAAGGAACUGUUGACGACCAUACAACCCGUGUCAUCUCCAGAACCGUUUGAAGUCUUGUGCUAUCUCGAUUAUGGAGGUUUUACUUCAAUAUUAAUGCGAGCAGAAUACUGUGACUUUGAAGAAUUCAAUCGAACCUUAGCAGAAUACGAGACAGGCUUUGGUGCGGUUUAUCUGAACCGUUGGAUUGGAUUCAAUCAUAUCUUAGCUAUUCUGAAUAAUCCUCAUUCUAGUUUCACUUUGAAGGUUCAACUUCUAGAUAUUAAUUGGGUUAGUUGUGAAAAUAGGUAUUCUAAUUUUGAAAUUGGAGACAAAACCACUAACUACGUGUUAAGCCUCACCGCAGAUACAGCUAAUUGUGGAGAAUCGAUUACUGGUACACCAAACUUGAAUGGCAGGCCGUUUUCUACCUAUGACGUUGAUUUUACUGGUGUUCAUGAGUGUGCCUUAAAUUAUGGUGGUGGUUGGUGGUUUGAUGAAUCAACAGAAUGUUCUCAAAGUUUUCUUACUGGAACUAUUGAAUAUGGAAGUUCAUCAGGUGUCUAUUAUUUCUGGAAAGAUAACUGGAAUGGAGCACAUAUUAAGCGUAUUGCCCUGAAGUUGAUUCGAUAUAACUGA
This is a messenger RNA of Lottia gigantea (owl limpet), 840 nucleotides long. RefSeq lists its product as hypothetical. The transcript has 3 exons. The coding region runs from base 1 to 840 and encodes 279 amino acids. NCBI's taxonomy places the organism in Eukaryota, Metazoa, Mollusca, Gastropoda, Lottiidae. The record is from RefSeq and is a predicted model, not a curated record.